AUGUCUAAUCAAAAGGAAAAUAAAAAAAAAAGAGCUACAGAACCCGUUGUUAAAAGAGUCCCAAAUUAUGAAGUAUCUGAAUUGGCAUUCCUUUUGGAAAUAUCAAACGAACCAACUUCAAGCACUACCACUAAUGAUUUAAUCGCCAAGAUUGAAAAAGAUUCCAUGGCACCAUAUUAUAAAUAUUUAAAAGAAGAGAAAAAGGUGACUGCAUUGGUAUGGGAUGAAAAACUAUAUUCUAAAAUGCUUGAAGAAAAUGCAAACAAGAUUGAAGAGUUGAGGAAAAUUAUAGCUAAAAUAGAAGAGGACGAUGAGGGUGAAUUAGAAAGAGCCCAAUCUUGGGUUAAUUUGGGCGAGUAUUAUGCUCAGAUUGGUGAUUUUGAUAAUGCAAUUGAAGUUUUAACUAAAGCUAUGGAUGUUGCCGUCAGUUCUGGUGCCAAAAUUGAUAUCAUGUUGACGAUAACGAGAUUAGGAUUUUUCUAUAAUGACCAAAACUUUGUUAAAAACAAAUUGGAACAAGUUAAUGGAUUAAUUGAAAAAGGCGGUGACUGGGAAAGAAGAAAUAGAUACAAAACUUACAAAGGUAUUCAUUGCUUAGCGACUAGAAACUUUAAGGAGGCUUCUCAGUUGUUGGUUGAUUCUUUAGCCACUUUCACCUCAUUAGAGCUAACUUCUUAUGAAAACAUUGCCACCUACGCAUCUGUUGCCGGCCUUUUUUCCCUAGAUAGAACUGACUUAAAUGUCAAAAUUAUCAACUCACCAGAAAUUUUAUCUAUGCUAAACACUACACCAGCUUUACAAUCCAUAUCAUCAUUAACCAUUUCCUUAUAUACUUCUGACUACCAAAGUUAUUUCCCCUUUUUAUUGGAAACUUAUGAUAAUGUUUUAAUACCAUGUAAAUAUUUAAACAAACAUGCGGAUUAUUUCAUUAGGGAAAUGAGAAGAAAGGUAUAUGCACAACUAUUAGAGUCAUAUAAAACAUUAUCUUUGAAGUCCAUGGCCCAAUCUUUUGGAGUUUCCGUUGAGUUUUUGGACAACGACUUAUGUAAGUUCAUUCCUAAUAAACAAUUGAGCUGCGUUAUUGAUAGAGUCAAUGGGGUUGUAGAAACUAACAGACCAGAUAAUAAAAACGCUCAGUAUCAUACUUUAAUCAAACAGGGAGACAGUUUAUUAACUAAGUUGCAAAAAUAUACUGCUGCUGUUAGAUUAACCGGUGAUAAUGUAGCAACUAAAGUUGUUACUGGUGGUGUGGCUAAUAACUGA
This is a messenger RNA of Saccharomycodes ludwigii, 1263 nucleotides long. RefSeq names its product proteasome regulatory particle lid subunit RPN7 (gene RPN7). The coding region runs from base 1 to 1263 and encodes 420 amino acids. Gene Ontology annotation, cellular component: proteasome regulatory particle. Gene Ontology annotation, molecular function: protein binding. Gene Ontology annotation, biological process: proteasome-mediated ubiquitin-dependent protein catabolic process. The record is from RefSeq and is a predicted model, not a curated record. The transcript has a single exon. NCBI's taxonomy places the organism in Eukaryota, Fungi, Ascomycota, Saccharomycetes, Saccharomycodales, Saccharomycodaceae.